CUUUAUCCCCGCCAAGCCUCGGCCGGACAGAGACGGCUGCAUCUCGGUCACCACACACGGGGUGGUCCGAAUUAGAGAAAGAAAAAGUGACACAAACUCCGAGGACAAGUUUGAGCCAUCUUUCUUUUUUUUCUUUUCUCUCACGGUGAUAGGCUGUCUGUGUGUCAGAGCAGCGCGCGCUGGUGAGCAGCAUACAUGGAGAGCUGAGCAGCGAGCUCAGACUGAGCUGCAGCUGAACCUGUUGCCGUGAGCUGGAGGAAGGAGGCAGAAGAAACAAGUACACACUAACGGGGAUUUUACACACAGAGGGAAGCUGGCACGCGUGUUUCGGGCAUGGAUAACACUGGAUUUUGGAUAUUCCUGAUGACAACUUGUGUAAUUCCCGGGAUAAAUGGCCAGACUGUGGAAAUGGAUGAUGGGAAGUGGGGGUAUGUUGGCUCGAAGGUGGAUCUCCGCUGUCGGUUCAUCAACAGCUCCCCGCCUGUCAAAAUCUCCCAGGUGACAUGGCAGAAACUGGUAAAUGGCACCAAGCAGAAUGUGGCGAUCGCCAAUCCCUCGCUUGGUGUGUCUGUAGCCCCGCCCUACAGGGAUCGAGUAUCCUUCAAAAAUGGAGCAGUGAGGCGACGAACUCCAAAUCUAGAAGACACUACUAUCACCUUUUCCUCUCUACGCCUCUCUGAUGAAUGCACCUACAUCUGUGAAUACACCACCUUCCCCGCAGGGAACAGAGAAAACAGCGUAAACCUCACUGUCUUUGUUCGCCCAACAACUCAAAUGAGCUUGUCUACGCCUACCCUCGUGGCUCGCUCAUCCAAUCUGAAAACACCGGUUGCCACCUGCAUUUCAGCCAAUGGAAAACCACCAGGAACCAUCAGGUGGGAGACAAGAGUGCCAGGAGAAGUGAUGACCCGAGAGUACAGAAACUCAGAUGGGACAUUCACCGUACAGAGCGACUACAUUUUGGUGCCAAGCAGAGAGACACACAAAGAGACGCUCACCUGUGUGACCUCAUACAAUGAGGAGGUCUUCACUGACAGCGUCACCCUUGAUAUUCAGUAUGAACCUGAUGUAAUGGUGGAUGGUUUUGACGGAAACUGGUACCUGAACCGUGAAAAUGUCCAGCUGAACUGCCUGGCUGAUGCUAACCCAGCUGUCUCUCUGUAUCAGUGGAGACUUAUCAACAACACAAUACCGAGUAAUGCAGAGAUCCGAGACAACGUCCUCAUAUUUAAAGGACCAGUCACAUAUGACAUACAAGGCACCUAUGUGUGUGACGCAACCAACAGCAUUGGGACAAGAUCAGCCUCUGUGGAGGUCAGCAUUAUAGACAAACCAUUACCACAGAUUGCAACUGGGGAUGUCAUCAGUGUAAUCGCCUUAUUACUGGCUGCUGGAGUGCUCAUGGGCAUCACUGUGACGGUUCUGGUGCUCAAAAUAAGAAGCAGAAAAGACGACUCCUCGAAUGACUCUCCGUCCAGAAAACUGUCCCAGCCGAUAAGGAAAAGACCAGCAGAUGACAUCCAGCAUUCAGGACGUUUCUAUGAAGAACUCCCCAACACGGCGGACUACGUGAGCUAUCGACUGGCCUGCAACAAGGAGGACUACCCUGAGCCCUACUCCCCUCCAAUCAACCCUCCUCUGUCGUUUCUGCCCCAGCACCCAUACCACUCAUCACACACAACCCCAGUAACCAGCAGCAGCAGCAGCAACACCAUGUCAAAAAACACUUUCUCUCCUCCACCACACACCACAGCCAUCUUUAAAUACCCUUCAGUACCAGGCCUGACUUCUCCUCCUCCAGGGGUCGGGGGGUACACUUUCCCCAAAGAGCAGUACGUCUGAACCGACUCUUCAUUUGUCAUAAACUCAAACUGCUCCAAAGAGGACAGAAGAAACAACCAGAUAUUCACCUGAAGGUUUCUGGAGAGGAGGAUUUGGUUUGACCCUGAACUAUCAGACGGUGUCUCUACACUGGCUUCAUCUUUUUGGACAGCUCCAGAAGUCAAAAGACAAUGCAGCUUCUGAUGUCGGACAUUUCAGACAAAGUCAAAUUUUAAAAUAUUUUCACUGUUUUGUCUUGUCUUACAUUAUACAGUCUAUGGUAUGAAAAGGGAAGAUUUUUAAACCAUGAGUUUUAGGAUCACAGGAGGUCAAGUCUGAGAUGAUUUAAUGUCAUUUAAAGAUAAAUAUUGCAUGGAUGUGUUACAUUUUAUUUACAAAUGCUUCAAGUGUAGGAUUAUUUCUUUAUCUCUGGUGUGAUUGACCCCUCACUUUAUCUGAUAUUGUAAAAUUUUGUAUAAAAAAGAUGAAAAGAAAGCUUAAAAAGUAUUAUAUACUCCAUUUAUUUCUACUGCCCACUCUCUAUAUCUCGUGUCACACAUCUACAAUCCUUCUACUGUAGAACAGAGGAACUCACCUUUUGCUUUACCUCCUGCCCAGAUAAAAUACUUUUACUGUGUUUGUAUUUUGUAUCUUUAAUGUUUUUUCUUUGCAAUGAAAAAAACAUUUUUGUUUACUGAAGAAAUAUUGUUUCAUGAAAUUGAUGUUUUUAUUCGUGGUAUUUGUGGGUUUUAGUUCUCAUUGAGACUGGUUGUUGGA
Messenger RNA from Cheilinus undulatus (humphead wrasse), 2598 nucleotides. It is a transcript of the gene nectin1a, whose product is annotated as nectin cell adhesion molecule 1a. Gene Ontology annotation, cellular component: adherens junction. The transcript has 10 exons. The record is from RefSeq and is a predicted model, not a curated record. Bases 334 to 1842 code for a protein of 502 amino acids. Lineage: Eukaryota; Metazoa; Chordata; Actinopteri; Labriformes; Labridae. Gene Ontology annotation, biological process: heterophilic cell-cell adhesion; homophilic cell-cell adhesion; protein localization to cell junction.